Molecule: messenger RNA, 1104 nt
Organism: Cololabis saira (Pacific saury)
Lineage: Eukaryota; Metazoa; Chordata; Actinopteri; Beloniformes; Belonidae
Gene: pkig
Product: protein kinase (cAMP-dependent, catalytic) inhibitor gamma
Exons: 3
Coding region: 273-794 (173 amino acids)
Biological process (GO): negative regulation of cAMP-dependent protein kinase activity
Cellular component (GO): nucleus; cytoplasm
Molecular function (GO): cAMP-dependent protein kinase inhibitor activity
Source: RefSeq, a predicted model, not a curated record
ACAGCUGUUUUUGCAGACAGAACCUUCUCCCAGUUCUGGUCCCGGAGAAUCCUCCGCCGUCCUCCCUCGCUCCUCAGCCGCUGCCGGCUCGGUUCCCGGCCCGGACCGGCUCUGAUCGGCUGUGAUCGGCUGUGAUCGGCCCAGAUCUUCCUGCUGCGGGUCGGGCUGGUCCAGGCAGGGAAGUUACCGCGGAUCCCGGUCCUGGUUUCAUCACAAGUGGACACCAGGAAGCAGAAAACCCCAGGUGUAAUGAGAGCGCUGGUCAUGGAUAGAUGAUGGACGUGGAGACGUCGUACUCAGACUUCAUCAACUGUGAUCGCACAGGCCGCAGAAACGCUGUCCCCGACAUCGCAGGGCAGGGGAAGGCCGCGGCCAGCACCAGUGAACUCUCCAAAGACAUGGCAGAGAUGGAUCUGAAAGCUGCAGGAGGAGAGCCGGGUCCCUCCCCAGCUCCCGGGGCAGAGGGUUCCCCUGGCCAGGACCCCCAGGGAGGGGGGGGGGGCGUCCUAAGAUCAGCCGGAGACCAAAGGGGAGCAGAGAAAUGUAAAGAGAAAGCAGGAAAAAGUAAGAAUGGAAGCAAGGUUGUUGUCCUCUCUGGACAAGUGAACACUUUCAUUCACUGCCAGCCUGUUUGGAGCGUCGGUCGCUCCAAAUGCCGCCUAUUUAUUGGAUCAGAUUGCACCAAGAGGAAACAGAACGGAGUAAAACUGACAAGUGAGAGGAUGCUCUUUUUGCUUUAUACGGUUUUUGCCAUUUAUACACAUGAAGAGACAAGAAAGCACAAAAACGUUUGAGUGACGUCCGGGGAGAUGGACUUUAUGGAAUGAAAUCAGAGCAACAGUUGAAGUUUUGCUCCAGCCUAGUGUGGAUCUGUGUCAUGGAGGGAAUAUCACAGCAAAUCACAGCAGCCAUUUGUCUUUUUCCUUGUCUCCGUGUGAGUUUGUGAUCAUCUUGUUCAGUUUCAUUGUCAAAUGUUUUCUUUUUAUAGUAACCAACAUAGUUUCCACUUAUUGUUGUGUGCAAACUUCAUAUUUAUUGAUAAAUGUUAAGUGAUAACUUUGUGAUAGGAAUUUUCUUUGUGUAAUAAAAAAAAAUACAUAUGAA